AUGAUUGAUAGCCCAUUUUCUGAGGUGCUUUUUACACUGAGUUCAGGCUCAAUAGAUUCAGGUGACUUACUAUCUUUGGGCUUUUUAUUUACUGUUUCGGGUGGUUCAGAACUCUCAAAAGUCCCAGAUGUUGAAGCGACUAGAGCUUCGGCUUGUUGA
Ambispora leptoticha is the source of this 159-nucleotide messenger RNA. Lineage: Eukaryota; Fungi; Glomeromycota; Glomeromycetes; Archaeosporales; Ambisporaceae. The record is from the annotation of a GenBank genome assembly.